CGGCCGCCGGGCCGCGUAGACGGGGCGGCACGGCCGCCUCUCCCCGCGCAGCCGCCGCUCUGUCGGCGGCCGCCAUGGAGGAUGUGGGCUCGGGCGUGAACGCGGACGCGGAGGUGCGGAAGCUGCAGGAGCUGGUGAAGAAGCUAGAGAAGCAGAAUGAACAGCUUCGCAGCCGCCACGGCGCCCUGCCCGCCGCCCCCGCCAGCCCUAAGCGCCUGCCGAGCGCCGGGCCCUCCUCGCCGCCCCCCGCCGUCUCCCCGUCGCCCGACGGCCGCUGUCUCAGCCCCAGGGCCGCCCCUCGGCGCUCGCUCCCCGAGGAGCCCGGCGGUGGCGAUGGGGGCAGCGGCGGCACUGGUCUCCUGGACGAGGCGGCGGUGCUCAGGCCGGAGGAGCUGGAGCGGCUGGCCGGCUGCGAUGAGGACGAGACCGGCUGGUUAUAUACAUCUCCAAAGAAGAAACAAAAUCCACUGCAAAAAAGUGUCAGUCCAUUAGUUUGGUGCAGACAGGUAUUGGAUUACCCAAGUCCUGAUGUUGAAUGUGCUAAGAAGUCACUGAUCCACAAGCUAGAACAAACAAUGUCGGCCCUCAAAAGGCAGAGUUUGUACAGCAGCCCUUUCAGUGCGGUCAGUCACGCGAGCUCCUACAGUCCAAAUACCGGCAGCCCCUACAGCAGUGGCUUCAACUCUCCCUCCUCAACACCAGUGAAAUCUGCUUUGGUGAAACAGCUCAUACCUCCUGGUACCUCAGGUCAUCUUAAAAUUUCAGGAGAUAGAAAUCCUCCACUAAGUCCACAGUCUUCUCUGGACAGUGAAUUAAGUGCAUCGGAGAUGGAUGAAGACUCUAUUGGGUCUAAUUACAAGUUAAAUGAUGUUACAGAUGUGCAAAUUUUAGCACGAAUGCAGGAAGAAAGCCUGCGGCAAGAGUACGCAGCCACGGCGUCUCGGCGUAGUUCUGGCUCCUCCUGCAAUUCCACGCGGCGAGGCACAUUCAGCGACCAAGAGCUUGAUGCACAGAGCUUAGAAGAUGAGGAGGACGGCACACAUCACACAGUGCACCCUGCUGUCAGCAGGUUCUCGCCAUCACCUCGCAGUUCUCCCUGGCCUUCACCAAAACAAUCCCCAAGAAAUUCGCCUCGCUCCCGAUCACCUGCUCGAAGCAUAGAGUACAGCAGAGUGUCACCGCAGCCUAUGAUCAGCCGUUUACAGCAGCCUCGUCUUUCCCUUCAAGGCCAUCCUACAGACUUGCAGACUAGUAAUGUCAAAAGUGAAGAAAAGCUAAGGCGUAGUCUUCCAAACUUGUCCAGGACAUCCAACAUCCAAGCAGAGUCUGUGAAAAACAGCAGAAGUGACUCAAACUUCCAAGUGCCAAAUGGAGGAAUACCUCGCAUUCAACCUCAAGCCUCAGCCACAGCUCUGCAAAGGCAGAAAAAUUUGCCUCGUGCUGUCUUCAAAACCAAACAGUUUCUUCAAACUCCAUCUACAAAAGGAGUACCUUCUUCAAGUAAAUUCCGCUCGCCCGCGGCACCGUCUCCCUUGGCCCUCCGCCAGCCGGUGAAAGCGUUCAGCACCCACGGGCCAGGCUCGGCUGCCUCUCCAGAAGCCGCUCAGCUGACGCACAGCAGUUCUUCACCAGGGCCUCUCGCAGCCCAGAGCUCAGGCUUGCCCAGCCCUGCCAGCAGUAUUAACAGUACUACUCUUACCAGACCAGCAGGGAUGAGGAGUGGCUUGCCCAGACCCAGUGCCCCUUCCACAGGGGGCAUCCCAGUGCCUCGUAGCAAACUUGCACAGCCUGUUCGCAGAUCAUUACCCACUCCCAAGACAUAUGGCAACGUGAAAGAUGAGAGUUGGAAAGAUGGCUGCUACUGAUCUGCACAGCUUAAUGCAGAGUUCCAAUGCUCAUGGAUACUUCCUCACCAGGCAAAAAGACAGCUUGAUUAAACAAACUGUUCAGAUGUGACUCUUGGAAUUUGUAAAAAUUCCAAACCUCUCUGUCUCUAAUUAGCACAAACUGGCAGAGAUUAUUAUAAAGCAGCACUUUAAUGACAUCUAACAUCAGAUGUUUGGUGGUCAUACAAUCACUUCUACAUUAAAUUGCUAUCAGUUCUGGGGGCUUUUUUAUUGCUUGCUAAAAAUGUUAUCAAUAUGAGCAUUUAUGAGAGUGGCCAAUGUCGGGGCAAAAAUGAAUGAAUGCCAAAGAAAUGCCCAUCUUGAAAAACAGCAAGGAUAACUAUCAACACACAUCAUCCAAAACUUCAUAUUCAGCCCGCUUUAACUCAGCAGAAAGAUUGGUGAAUAUGUACUAUUGAAACAAGGCUACAUGAAUCAGAGCUCACGUUCUGAUUGCAGACUGCUACAGUGCUAGGGAGAUGUUGCUUUUAGCAAUUGUAUGAGUUACCAACUGGGGCUGGAUCUGUCCUUCAGUACUGCAGGAAGAAUCAGCAGCUACUGUGGAGGAUUGGGCAGGACAGGGAGUUGUAGCCAUGACUUCUGUUGCAUUAAAAGGUUUGAAUGUAGCAGACACACACAAUGCAAUAGUAUAGAUUGCAUCUUUCUAUGUUGAUUUAUUGGCUUUACCUACUCCUACGCUUGAUUGCCAAAAGGGCUUAGUAUCAGUUGUACAAUCUUUCUAACUUUAAAUUCCUGUCUCAGGAAAGAUGGCCUUCAUUAUUGUAGCCACAUUUUUAACACAUGGCUUGCUAUUUGAGGAAAAAUUUUUAUAGCAGGUUUCCUUGCAAAAAAAAGAGCAAGUGAUAAUUUUGAUUUAUUCUAAUACCAUACCACUAUACAUGCAGCCUGCAGCAACUGUAAAUGCUGAUAGUUAAGGAGAAGGAAACACAACUAUGCACUUGUAACAUACAAAUUUUAAGGAAAUGAGUUGACUCUUGAUGCCAAAUGAUAUUCAUUUAGGUGAUGUUCCAUGGUAUGAGGGAGUUUUCUGUAUCCUAUUUUUUUACUUUCAUCCAUUUCUUAAAUUGGUUUAUUUUAAAUUGUAAAUAUUUUUACAAAAGAUAUUGCCCAUGUAAGUGUGUUUAAAUAUGUACUUUGCCUUACAUAUGUGUAUCUUACAUUACUGGUAACAGAGUAUGAAACCUGCUAUGUCUGUUUACAAGCUAUUAAACUCCUCUGGUGGCUCUGACUUACUCUAAUACAUUUUGCUCAGAACAACUGAUAUAUUUAGCAUUGAACCAUUGUUUCCUGUUUUGGAAGACAUCAUACAAAAAUCUGUACCUAAAGUUGUAUUGAGUGGGACUAGUUAAGUGGAAGGGAUUUUGUUUGAAGGUUUUUCAAUAUUUUGGAUGUACAGUUGAUGAAGUAAGAGAAUGUGAAUCCUUUGUGCAAUGAUUGACAAACACUACAAGUCAGAUUGGACGGUAGGUAGCCUUCAACCCCAUUAGUAACUGAGUUUGGGACUGCUGGUGUAUUUUGCUCCCACCACUAAGAGGAUAACUAAUCCUGAAAUUCUAGCACUUGAAUUUUAGGCCAACAUUAACAUAUUCCUGGAUGAAAAGCCAUUCAAUACUACUUGACUUGGAAGAAACCAAAUAGGAAGGAGUGGAGACUAACUUGCAACUUAAACUACUCAAGCAAGCUCUGGGUUGAUGGGUUAUUUCACACACCAGACCAUGAUCUGUGCUGACCUCAAAGUCAGGGUGUCAAAUAUACUGUAAUUGUCAGAUUGCAGCAGAAACCACCUUUUCACCAGUACAGAGCAGUGCAUACCACUAAUGCAGCCUUGAGUCACCUGCAGGUACAGGGAAUGGAUGUAUCUCACAGCACUGUUCAGCAGAAAACAGGACUAGAUCAAAUGUGCAUAUUCUCAGUAAAGCCUGAAUUUUAAUAUUUCAGCAUUGUACAAAUCAGUGCUGCAGUCUUCACUGAAGAAAGGGGAAUUUAACUUGAUGGAUUUGAUCAAACUUCACUUGACUUACAAAUUUUGAAAGUCAGUUUAGGUGACAAUAUUGGGGGUUUUACCAUGGCUGCAUCAAACUUGUGUACGUUUCCUUAAGUUAAGUAAUUCAUUGCUUGGGUAAAUUCAGCUUGAGUUUUUUAGGGAUUUUUUUCUCUGCUAUUCUCCCCAAAAUACAGCAAAUGACUUCCUGAGAAGACAGACUGUUUGCUAGAAAGCCUUUGUGCAUUACCAGUUCAUUGAUAUCAGGAAAUCAUGGGGGGCUCUGUGUUUAGAGAUUUACUGCAGAAUUGUGGAAAUAUGGAUUUGAUAAAAUAGUGCCUAUGAUUUACUUAACUUAUGUUUGAUAUAGUAGUAAGGGUUUUAUGAAUGUGGAUUACUUUUUGUGCCAACAGCUUGGAAUUGAUGUAUGUGUGUAGGCAGAAGGAUUUAUUCUGCUCCCAAAGUUAUUUAAUUUUUUUUUGUGUUUGAAUGUUUUUGUAAGUGUUAAAAGUGUAAAAAAAUAUAUAAAAUAUUCUUACCACAAAA
Molecule: messenger RNA, 4434 nt
Organism: Camarhynchus parvulus
Lineage: Eukaryota; Metazoa; Chordata; Aves; Passeriformes; Thraupidae
Gene: SLAIN2
Product: SLAIN motif family member 2
Exons: 9
Coding region: 75-1865 (596 amino acids)
Biological process (GO): cytoplasmic microtubule organization; microtubule nucleation; positive regulation of microtubule polymerization
Cellular component (GO): microtubule plus-end
Source: RefSeq, a predicted model, not a curated record